GAGCAGCAUGCCCCUCAGUCUGCGCCAAUGGCAGCCCGAGCCGGCGAGCCUGCGCUGGGUUGGGGGCAGGGCUUGCUGGGGCUGGCUGCCGAGCGCUGGAGCUGAGCCCGGGAGGCUCGCGGCGCUCCGAGGCCUGGCGAGCCGGGGCGUGUUAAUGCUGCUGUUGAUGGCCAGUCCUUCCCACCCGCCUGGCAGCCGCGGCGGGGAUGGUCGCUGCGCACGGGCAGUGAGCGGCGAGCAAGCGAAGGCAGCGGGCAAAGCCCGUCGGUCGGCAGAGGAGCAGCGGCUGCCCACGCGUGGCUGGACGCCUGGCCGCAGCGAGUCCUCCGGCCGGCUACAGUGACAGGCGCCCGGGGAUGUGAGGAGCCGGGGGCACAGCACAGCCGGGGAAAGAGCCGAGGAGGCCCGGGAAGGAGCCGUGCCGCCGAGGCAGAGCGGCAGACCCCUUGCGAGCGUGUGGCCCGCCCGCCAGUCCCAGCUCCCUGCCCUCGGCGCGAUUCUCCCACGCGACCCCCCAUGCACAGAUAGCGAAGUCCCCGCGGACGGGCGGAGAGGCUGAAGUUUCAGGCGGGCAGCGGCUGCGUGGCCGGGCGCGCCGGAGCCCCGGGAUCGGAGGAUGGCGACCGAAGGGGGAGCCGGGCUGGCCAAGUCCGCCGUGGAGAAGCUGUCGGACGCCAUGGGCGAGAAGACCAAGCAGCUGGGCACGGCCAUGCAAGACGUGCACCGGCAGCGGCGGCUGAUCCUGGUGAUCGUGUGCGUGGCCCUCUUCCUGGAUAACAUGCUCUACAUGGUGAUCGUGCCCAUCAUGCCGGUCUACAUCUCCACCAUGUGGAAGGCGACCGAGAACCUCUCGAGCGAGGCCAACGCCAGCGGGGCCAACGCCAACUGGGCCAAGUCGGUGCUGGGGCGCGGCUACCACCCGGAGAACGAGGACAUCAAGAUCGGGGUGCUCUUCGCCUCCAAGGCCAUCCUGCAGCUGCUGGUCAACCCCCUGAGCGGCACCUUCAUCGACCGCGUGGGCUACGACAUCCCGCUGCUGAUCGGCCUGACCGUCAUGUUCCUUUCCACCAUCAUCUUCGCCCUGGCCGAGAACUACGCCACCCUCUUCGCGGCGCGCAGCCUGCAGGGGCUAGGCUCGGCCUUCGCCGACACCUCCGGCAUCGCCAUGAUCGCCGACAAGUACACGGAGGAGUCGGAGCGCAGCCGGGCCCUGGGCAUCGCCCUGGCCUUCAUCUCCUUCGGCAGCCUGGUGGCGCCCCCCUUCGGCGGCGUGCUCUACUGCAUCGCCGGCCGGCGGGCGCCCUUCCUGGUGCUGGCCUGCAUCUGCCUGCUGGACGGCCUGCUGCUGCUCACCGUCAUGCGGCCCUUCGGCGGCCGGGCGCGGGCCAACAUGCCCGUGGGCACCUCCAUCCACCGCCUCAUGGUGGACCCCUACAUCGCCGUGGUGGCCGGCGCGCUCACCACGUGCAACAUCCCGCUGGCCUUCCUGGAGCCCACCAUCGCCACGUGGAUGAAGAAGACCAUGGGCGCCUCGGAGUGGCAGAUGGGGAUCACAUGGCUCCCCGCCUUCUUCCCCCACGUGCUGGGCGUCUACCUCACCAUCAAGCUGGCCGCCCAGUACCCGCACCUGCAGUGGUUCUAUGCGGCUCUGGGCAUGGCCAUCAUCGGGGCCAGCUCCUGCACCGUGCCCGCCUGCCGGAACUUCGGGCAGCUCAUCGUCCCGCUCUGCGGCAUCUGCUUCGGCAUCGCCCUGGUGGACACCGCCCUGCUGCCCACCCUGGCCUUCCUCGUGGACGUGCGCCACGUGUCGGUUUACGGCAGCGUCUAUGCCAUCGCGGAUAUUUCCUACUCCGUGGCCUACGCCCUGGGGCCCAUCGUCGCCAGCCAGAUCGUGCACACGCUGGGCUUCCCGCAGCUGAACCUGGGCAUGGGGCUGGCCAACGUGCUCUACGCCCCGGUCCUCCUGUUCCUCAGAAACGUCUGCCACAUGAAAGCCUCUCACUCCGAGAGGAACAUCCUGCUGGAGGAGGGACCCAAAGGGCUCUAUGACACCAUCAAAAUGGAGGAGCGCAAAGGCAAAGGGAGACCCCCCCAUCCAGCAGGGGAGGUGGAAGGAAACAGCCUGGAGUCUUACCACAGGGACCUGGUAGGGGCCUCGGAGGAGGACUCCUCAGACUAUGAAUACAGUUAGGCUGCACGGAGCGGCCAGAAGACGGGUUACAGUGGGGGGAGGGAGCGAAAGUAUUAUUGCAUUUGUUUAUGUACCAAUGUGCACUAUCUACAAAUAACCUUUGUCAUGCUGUAAUGGCUUUCGUCGUCUUCUCGACGUGUGUUGAGUUGGUAUUUCCUUAGACACCGGCAGGGAAAAAUCAGGAGGAAGACUAAUUGAAUGACGUAUUUACUGUGGUGGUCUGUGGUGGUCCUUCCGAAAAGACGACAGCUGGGGUCUCUUGUGCAAAAGUUUUCUCCAGUCGAAACCGUGUGUGACAUAUUGUAUAUCUCUGUAAAAUGUAUAAAGGGGUGGGCGUGUGUAAGAAAAUUCAGAUUGCAUAGCCAAGGACUUAAAAUUCGCUCAAUCUUGUAUAUAUGUACGGACAUCUUUAUUUGGUUUCAUAUGUAACAACCACCAAAAAAUCGCGUAUUAUUUGUUCUUUGGGAAUCAGCUCUAGCAUUAUACUCAUUUCUUUCUGUUGUGCUGCUAUCCGGGAAAUGCAAUAUACUGUACCAUGUGUAAGUCCAAAUCUACAAGGAUAAUAUGAUCGAAAUAAAUGAAGUUUGAGGGGAUCCAUAGUCUUCGUUUCAUUGUUCGAUGUUGAGAGCAAAGCUAUGACUCUAACAAAUGCCAAGUAGUUCCCUAUGACAUUAACCUCGUUUAUUUUCUAAGUUUGAUUCAAUAAAGAUAAACCCCUGGGGGGAUGGGACCGCUCAUUCUUUGAAUUCUAUGUAAAAGUGUUCCGACAGAAUUCCAAACACAGUAUUAAGCAUCACUGCAUACAGUGGUUUAGUAUUAAGGUGGUUUAAAAAAAAAA
Messenger RNA from Pelodiscus sinensis (Chinese soft-shelled turtle), 3029 nucleotides. It is a transcript of the gene SLC18A3, whose product is annotated as solute carrier family 18 member A3. Gene Ontology annotation, molecular function: acetylcholine transmembrane transporter activity; xenobiotic transmembrane transporter activity. Gene Ontology annotation, cellular component: membrane; terminal bouton; AP-1 adaptor complex. The record is from RefSeq and is a predicted model, not a curated record. Gene Ontology annotation, biological process: xenobiotic transport; chemical synaptic transmission; transmembrane transport. Lineage: Eukaryota; Metazoa; Chordata; Testudines; Trionychidae.